Nicotiana attenuata is the source of this 1944-nucleotide messenger RNA. Its product is annotated as protein NRT1/ PTR FAMILY 7.3-like. The transcript has 5 exons. The record is from RefSeq and is a predicted model, not a curated record. NCBI's taxonomy places the organism in Eukaryota, Viridiplantae, Streptophyta, Magnoliopsida, Solanales, Solanaceae. Gene Ontology annotation, molecular function: transmembrane transporter activity. Gene Ontology annotation, biological process: transmembrane transport. Gene Ontology annotation, cellular component: membrane. Bases 74 to 1861 code for a protein of 595 amino acids.
UUCAUUUCCACCAUCAAGACACUCACUUCUCCCCUUUCCCAUAAGUUAUGAAGUAAGCUUUGAGUCAUCAUCAAUGGCUUGCUUGGAACUCUCCAAAGAGGUGAAGCAAGAAGAAGAAGAAGAAGAAGAGUGCACUAAUGAUGGAACUGUUGAUUUUCAUGGAAUGCCUGCAAUGAAAGGAAAAACUGGGACAUGGAAGGCUGGAAUUAUACUUCUCUUGAAUCAAUGUUUAGCUACUCUUGCCUUUUUUGGUGUUGGGGUGAAUUUGGUGUUGUUCCUAACAAGAGUGAUGCAAGAAAGCAAUGCUGAGGCUGCUAAUAGUGUGAGCAAAUGGACUGGCACUGUGUACAUCUUCUCUCUUGUUGGUGCUUUUCUUAGUGACUCCUACUGGGGAAGAUUCAGAAGUUGUGCCAUUUUUCAGGUCAUCUAUGUGAUUGGAUUAGUACUAUUAUCACUGGCGACACAACUUUAUUUGCUGAAACCGAAAGGUUGUGGGGAUCGAACAACUCUAUGUGGACCGCAUUCAACCAUGGAGAUUAGUCUAUUCUACAUCUCUGUGUGCAUGAUUGCUCUAGGAUAUGGAGGCUACCAACCUAACAUUGCUACCUUUGGAGCUGAUCAGUUCGAUGAGCAUGAUCCAAGAGAGAAACAAUCCAAACAGGCCUUCUUCAGCUACUUCUACCUGGCCCUGAACCUUGGUUCACUUUUUUCUAACACCAUUUUAGACUACUUUGAGGAUGACGGGAUGUGGGCUCUUGGUUUUUGGGCAUCUGCUGCUUCUGCUUUUGCUGCAUUGGUGCUCUUUCUUGGAGGCACCGUGAAGUAUAGGCACUUUAGGUCUAGUGGCAACCCUAUAACCAGGUUUUCCCAAGUUAUAAUCGCUGCAUCGAACAAGUGGAGAGUAGAGAUUCCAGAGAAUGAAGAUGCAUUAUACGAAGGCGAUGAGGAGAGCUCCACAACUGCUGGUGGAAAAAUGCUCCGCACCCAAGGUUUCAAGUUUUUGGAUAAAGCAGCUUUGAUAACAUCCAAGGAACUUGGCAAUGAGAAGCAGAGCAAUCGCAACCCCUGGUGCCUCUGCCCAAUUUCACAAGUUGAAGAGGUGAAAUGCAUCUUGAGAUUGAUGCCAAUUUGGCUAUGUACUAUAAUUUAUUCUGUAGUUUUCACACAAAUGGCCUCAAUCUUCGUCGAGCAAGGUGAUGCAAUGAAAACUACAAUCGGGAAAUUCAGGAUACCAGCAGCAAGUAUGUCUAGCUUUGACAUCAUGAGUGUAGCAGUUGUAAUAUUCCUCUACCGCCGAGUCCUUGAUCCUUUUGUCAAAAAGAUAAAGAAGCACAAGGGUGAGGCUCUAGGGAUAACUCAACUUCAACGGAUGGGUAUUGGACUUAUCAUAGCUGUGAUGGCAAUGCUAUCAGCAGGAAUUGUGGAGUGCUACAGGCUCAAGUAUGCUAGAAAAGACCAAGGCUCAAUCUCUCUAAGUAUCUUAUGGCAAAUUCCUCAAUACUCUCUGAUAGGAGCUUCAGAAGUGUUCAUGUACGUAGGCCAACUGGAGUUUUUCAAUGAACAAGCACCCGAUGGACUCAAAAGCUUCGGUAGUGCACUGUGCAUGACAUCGAUAUCACUAGGAAACUAUGUCAGCAGCUUACUCGUGAGCGUAGUGAUGAAAAUUUCUACAACUGAUAACAUGUCUGGAUGGAUCCCAGGAAAUCUUAACAAGGGUCACCUCGACAGGUUUUACUUUCUCUUAGCUGGCUUGACUAUCUUAGAUUUAGUUGCUUACAUAGCCUGUGCUAUGUGGUACAAGGGUAUAAAGCAUGGUGAAAUUAGUCAAGAACUUAAGGAAGAGGACAAAUGUAAAGUCUAAUGUACCAGACAGAAUUAUCAUACUUUUAGGCGUAUUUUGCCAGAACUAAAUAAAUUAGAGGAAGAACUAGUUCUCCUCAACUG